UCAAGCACAAUCUGGGACAACCCCUGCGAAGAAUCAUCGAGAGGCUUUCCCACAGUUGCGUGCACAUAUUGAUCCAACUGGAGAGAGCAACUGCGAAUAUGGAUAGAUGGAUGAAACUCUUCGGGUUCGUCUUCGUGGCGAUCAUAGCUUUGAAGAUCACAAACGCACAGAACUCCAGCGAGUCUACCUCUCUAGAAUCUCCUCGUCCAGACCCAAGAUGCACAGCUAGAUGUACUGGAGGUCCUCACGACAAGUGCACCCUCUGUGGUACAGUGUGCCCACUCACCUGCGCCAGACCAGAACCUGGCUUUUGCACAAAACAAUGCGCCGUCAACGUCUGCCGCUGUGAGGAAGGUUACGUUCGCAAUGCCAAUGGACAGUGCGUCAGGCCCAGCCAAUGUCCAAGGAGGGACCCAAGGUGCACUCGCAGAUGCACGGGGGGGCCUCAUGAUAGGUGCACCCUCUGCGGUAGCGCGUGCCCGCUUACUUGCGCCAGACCUAAUCCCGGAAUUUGCACUUUGCAAUGCAUAGUGAACACCUGCGAAUGUGAGAGAGGUUACGUUCGCAAUGCUGAAGGACAAUGCGUCAGGCCCAACCAGUGUCCAGCUAACAGGGAACCUACUGAAUGUACUCGCAGAUGCACUGGUGGUCCUUAUGACAGGUGCACCCUCUGCGGUAGCGCGUGUCCACUUAGUUGUGACAGACCAAAUCCUAGGAUUUGCACUUUGCAAUGCUUAGUGAACGUCUGCGAAUGUGAGAGAGGCUACCUUCGCAAUGCAGAAGGACAGUGCGUCCAGCCUGACCAGUGUCCACCUUCCACAUAACUGUCCACUCACUUGCGACAGGCCUCAUCUGGAGUUUGCACUGAGCAGUAUCUCGUCAACUUCUGUGAAUACGAAAACGAAUAUGUUCGAGGGCUUAAUGGACAGUGCAGGCGUGAAGGUCGAUGCCCGAGGAAUCGCCAGGAGUGCAAACUCAAUGUUUCUAAAAAAUAUUCAGUUAAAAUGCAUUUUUCUAUUCUUUUUAUCGUCGCUCAACUUUCUGCUUUUCUAUCGUUUUAGCGAAACGAUGAAAAAAUUAUUAUUGUUAUCUCUCGUUAAAGAAAAUAAAGACGGGCUCCCCUGAUAUCGGUUAUCUAUACGAGUUUUUGUGUCAAUAAACAGUGAUAUUUUUCCAUUCUCGGAGAA
Messenger RNA from Diachasma alloeum, 1187 nucleotides. RefSeq names its product inducible metalloproteinase inhibitor protein. The transcript is spliced from 7 exons. NCBI's taxonomy places the organism in Eukaryota, Metazoa, Arthropoda, Insecta, Hymenoptera, Braconidae. Bases 99 to 824 code for a protein of 241 amino acids. The record is from RefSeq and is a predicted model, not a curated record.